AUGUCGAGGGCUGCGACUACACCACCGGAGACCUCUGCAUGGGCCAACAGGAAAUGUCUCAUCUUGUGUUCCAUCGUGGCAGUUGCCAACAUGCAGUACGGAUUCGAUAGCGCCGCAAUUGGCUCCUUGCAGGCCAUGCCAGGAUUUUUGGCAGUCUUCGGAUAUCCCGAUCCUUCAUUGCCCACAGGAUACGGCAUAGAUAGUACCGUCCAACAACUCAUCGGAUCUCUAAUGACAGCAGGUGCCUUCCUCUCAUCACUGGUGGCUGGGGCAUUCAGCGACUUUCUUGGACGCAAGUACGCAUUAUGGGCGGCCUGCAUUCUGAACUUUAUCGCCUGCGCCGUCCAGAUCGCCUCGUCAAACGUCGGUGUUCUUUACUUUGGUCGUCUCCUUCUCGGCUUCGCUAAUGGGUUUUUCGUCACUUUCUCCAACGUUUACUGCGCUGAGGCAUCCCCCGCCCAUAUGCGUGGGGUCAUGGUUGCCCUCUUCGCAUACUGGGUCAACAUCGGCGCAAUCUUCGGAUCUGUCGUUGACAACUACACAAGCACACGCAUGGACAAGCUCAGUUACCAGAUUCCGAUUGCCUGCCUGUUCAUCGUCCCGGUCCUUCUUGGGUUGGGCCUCUUCGUGGUUCCUGAGUCGCCACGCUGGCUUCUUGUUCGUGGUCGAGAGGCUGAGGCUCGCAAGUCGCUGGACAUUCUGCGUGGCGGUUCCACCGAGCAACAAUGGACUGAAUAUGAAUGGGACGAGAUGGUCCGGGGAGUAGCAGCGGAGAAAGAGAUUGCGCAGGGGGUGGCAUGGCAGGAUAUGUUCAGAGGUGCCGACUUGCGCCGCACUCUUCUCUGUUAUGGCAUGAUUGGUUGCCAAACAGCUUCUGGAUCGUGGUUCAUCAUCGCGUAUUCGACAUAUUUCUUCCAGAUUGCAGAUAUCACGAAGGCUUUCCAAUUCUCUAUCAUGAAUACGUGCAUUGGAUUCCUUGGCGUCAAUUGCGGCAUGUACGCGAUUCGGCACAUCUUCGGUCGCCGGUCUAUCCUGAUACUUGGAGCGUUCCUUGUUGGGGUAUCCCAUCUGGCGUAUGCUAUUGCAGACACGGUCCAUCCCAAUACAGAGGAAACCGGUCAAAUCAUCGUUGCUUUCAUGGCUCUCUUCCAGUUCUCCUAUAAUGGCGGUGUUGGCGCUGCCAGCUAUCCCGUCGCAACCGAACUUGUCAGCUCUCGCUUACGUGCCUGGACUGUUGGCAGUGCGACCGCCUUGGGCUACAUCCUAGCGUGGACCACCAGCUUCUGCACACCUUACUUUAUCAAUCCUCAAGAUCUGAACUGGGGUGCGAAAUACGGAUAUAUCUGGGCCGCUUCGAAUGCGGUUUGCAUCGUGUUCUUUUACGUAUACAUGCCGGAAAUGAAGGGCCGUUCUUUGGAAGAACUCGACGAGAUCUUCGAAGCGAGAGUUCCAGCCCGGAAAUUCCCCGAAUAUGUCUGCCACAUUUCCCAAGAAGCUGCACAUGACGUCGCGACGCACCAUAUACCACAUAUUAACGACAAGCCAUCUAUCGAGUAUGUGGAAAACACGGUCGAAGAGAAGUACACUGAGUCUGUAUAA
Messenger RNA from Dacryopinax primogenitus, 1599 nucleotides. RefSeq names its product general substrate transporter. Gene Ontology annotation, molecular function: carbohydrate:proton symporter activity. Lineage: Eukaryota; Fungi; Basidiomycota; Dacrymycetes; Dacrymycetales; Dacrymycetaceae. The coding region runs from base 1 to 1599 and encodes 532 amino acids. Gene Ontology annotation, cellular component: membrane. Gene Ontology annotation, biological process: carbohydrate transport; transmembrane transport. The transcript has 4 exons. The record is from RefSeq and is a predicted model, not a curated record.